Molecule: messenger RNA, 11078 nt
Organism: Pantherophis guttatus
Lineage: Eukaryota; Metazoa; Chordata; Lepidosauria; Squamata; Colubridae
Source: RefSeq, a predicted model, not a curated record
GAGGAGGAGGAGGAGGAGCGCGAGACGGGCUUUCAGAGCGCCUCGUCUGCUGGUCGCUUCGGGCGAACCGGGCUGUCCCUACUCUAAAGCAGAGCGCGCAGCACAGUGCGGAGUUUUGCAGCGAGGUUGCUCCGCACACGGCGCGAAUCCCGUUGGGUUCAAGAGGGCUUAAUCCCAGGUAAGGCUGCAUAGAAUGGCAGUUUGCGCCUUCCCUUUCCCGGCUGCCAUCCUCUGCAUGCUCACCCGGGGCAAACGAAGGGACUUCUUUUGAACCCAACGCUUCGUCCCGCGAAUCCCAGGUCGGACUCCUCGAUUUAGCUCUCGCCGGUUCAUCCUCCACGCCCUUUCUUUCCUCGGAGGGUGCCUCAGAAUGACCGCUCCGGCACCGGAGCCGCUUUGCAAGUCGUGAAUGCAAGUUCUCCGCUUUGCAGCGCCACUCCCCCUAUCGCCGCCGCAACCCGGGGCGAAUGGGCGGGUGUCAGAACGUCUGGUUUGUUUGCUGCUGCUCCGAGCAUCACACGUAGCCGAAGCGGCAGCGCGGGGGCUCCUCGUUGCCUCCUUCCUUCAGCCGCGGCUCCGACUCAGCCAAUGGCAGCGCCGCGCAAGGCUCCCGAGCUGUUUACCCAAUCUCGGCGCUCCUUUUCCUCCUCCCCCGCCCACCCGUCUCCCUUGUCAGCCCCGCGAGCAUCCUUCUUCGCCCAGCCAGGCUGAGGGGAGGCGGCAGCGGCGGGUCCGUCGGCCAAGCGGCUCUGGCGCCUCUCCCUCCAGGCGUCGCGCGCUGCCUGCCGCAGCCCUGGCUCGGAGCGCUCUCCCGCACCUGAGCGUAGUGAUGAGGAGCUCCACCCGGCCCCGGGAGGGCUGCCUUGGGGACUCGCCGUGACGGGAAUUCCGUUCCACAGCGCGGCCACGCUCCCGCUUUCUGCUUCGGUGCGCAGGCUGCUGCUGCUGCUGCUGCUCCUGCGGCGACGGCUGCUCCUUCUUCUCCGCUCGCCACCGCUCCCUCCUCCUGGAGGAGCCACGCUGGGCGGAAGGAUGGGCUGCAUCGGCUCCAGGACAGUAGGAAACGAAGUGAUUGCUGUGGACUGGAAAGGGCUAAAAGAUGUGGACCAGAUCAAUAUGGACAGCACCAGCUCACUCCAUGGAAGCAGCAUCCACAGACCAUCUACUGAGCAAACACGGACAGAUUUCUCCUGGGAUGGCAUUAAUCUAUCCAUGGAAGAUACAACCUCAAUUCUUCCCAAACUGAAACGAAACUCAAAUGCCUAUGGGAUUGGAGCUCUUGCCAAAUCAUCAUUAUCUGGCGCCUUAGGGAUAUCCCGCACCAUGAAGGAUCACGUCACCAAGCCCACUGCCAUGGGGCAGGGUCGUGUUGCACACAUGAUUGAGUGGCAAGGCUGGGGCAAAGGCAGUAGCCAGCAGCAUACUCAUGAGACAGUACGCAAGGAUGCAGAUGCUUACUCUGACCUGAGUGACGGAGAAAAAGAGGCCCGAUUCCUUGCAGGAGUGAUGCAACAGUUUGCUAUCUCAGAAGCCACACUGAUGGCCUGGUCUUCCAUGGAUGGUGAGGAUGUAAGUGUCAACUCCAAUCAGGAAAACCAAGCUGGCAACUACAAUGAAAACUAUCAAGAGAUGAUGGAGAAUCAAGAACACCUGGCCCAGGUGCAGUAUGACAGCUGGCCUCACUCUUACGUCUCACAAGGCAUGUACUGCCUGGGUUCAUCUGAUGCUUGGGAAACCAGUGAUCAGUCCCUCAUUGCGUCCCCAGCUGCUGGCUCUUACCUCGGCCAGAACUUUGAGGAAUGCCAGUCUAACCUGCAGGAAAGUGUUUUAAUCCAGAACAACCUUAUCCAGCAGCACCAACUGUUGCAAAUGCAACAGCAGCAGCAGCUACAGCAACAGCAGCAGCAACAACACCAGCAAGUGCAACAGGCUGUGUUCCAAAAUACUGGCCUUGUAGAUGUAUGGCCAGCUCAGACAACUCCUAGUGGUGAUGAUAGCGUUGGUAACGGGGGAAAUGCUGAAUCCAGCACUCUUGUGGGAGUUCACGCAGAAGAGGAAGGGAACCCCGUGCUGGAGAAAGCCCCCCUGUUGAACAAGAAACCUUCUCCAGAAGAGGAUGAUGUUGUAUGCCGGGAUCUGGAGUCUCUUUCACCCAGAGAGGAGGCAGAGCCUGCUGCCCUUAGCCGCAAGGUUUCUGAUGUUACAUCAUCAGGAGUUCAGUCCUUUGAUGAGGAAGAAGGUGAAACCAAUAACUGAUUCUGGCUGUUGAAACCUUUGACAAUAUGCAUGGGAAACACGGGUGGGGGAAAGUGUCAGGGAAGCCCCUCUCCAGCUCCUCAAUUCCCCCUAUCUCAAUUCCCCAGGAUCCCCAGUUCCCCAUAGCACACUUGUUUAUCCUUAGAUUUAUGGAAAGGUAAGCCAAGGACCAAAGUGCUGGGCAUUGCUAAUUCCCCCCUCUCCUCCUGCACACGUUAGGCUGAACUUUUAAGACUUACUGCCCAGAAAGCUCAGGGAAUGCAAGAUAGUGGCCUCAUGUGGACAUUGCAAACAGUGGGCACAAGUUAUGCUGAUAUCAAGAGUGGUUUUGGGAGGCUGAUUCAAUUAACACAGCCUCUGAGAAAAUGCUGCUCUGGUCUGGCUCUUGGAACCUGGUGGAUCAAUGAUAGGGAGAGAGGGAGAUAACUUUGCAACAAAAAAGUCAGGCCUCAUCAAGAAUUCUGCUUAUGGAAGUGAGGUGCUAUUUGGAGAGAAGCUUUCACUUGAGGCCUAGAGGACCAUGAAGUGGAGGGCAUGGAUCCAGACUGUGGGACUUAAGGGGUAGUGACUCUUCUGUGAUAAAACUGAGGUACUCUGAGUCCAAUUCAAACCUCAUUCUUCAGAACGUGUGCAUGCAUUUGCCGCUGAAAGCCUCUUUAUGCACCCACCCUCUGUUAACUUUGCCUAUAUGGGGGCUGGAGAGGGUUUUCCCCCUCUAUUUAUUAUUGGGCACUGCAUGUAGGGAAAAGGGAGCGGGGGUCAUCUGUCAAUCUUAUAAUUUAUGCAGACAUGGAGUUCAGUCUUUCCAUUAUAUACAGGGAAGACAAGACAAAGAAACAAAAGCAAACACAUACCACAGCUUAACUAUGUACUUAGUUUUCCUUUAUUUUUCUCCCAAAUAUUUUAUGUUGCAACAGUUUUUUGGCCAUGAGAGGGAAUGGCCUGGUGCCAUCUAGUGUAAGGUAAUACUUUUCUAGACUUGCAAGUUCCUCUGAAAAUAUUACAGCAUCGAGACUGGGCCAAGACUAAUUCUCUACUGUUCCCAUUCAUUUUCCUGCUAGGGUUUUUGUUCUAAUGACAAAUAUUUGUAAUUAGCCUAGCUCAGUCGAGAAUAAGAAAAAAGUAAGCAACACAUUUUUCUCAAUUUUUAUUUGAAGAAGGGUUUUUUGGGGGCGAAUGAUUGCUAGGUUUUGUGUCCCAGAGAGUUGAUCUCAAGAUAUCCCUUUUUCUCAGUGAUUGGUUUGUUUUGGCAGGUAAAUGGAAAUUAGCAUUAUAAAGCCUAGCUUUUAAUACUGUGUUCUUUGAAAAUAAUAAUAUAAAAAAUGACCAGAAUUAAAAAAAAAAGAUUUAUGGUCAUCAUUAGAAGAGCAAAAAUAAGGACGCUGCCACAAAAGGUGACCCUACACUGUCUUGUGAGAAAAUAGCAUUUUCUCUGUUCUUUUCCUCUUCCAUUCCUACACCAUUCUAUUUACCUGAAAUUUCAAUGUGGCUUGCAACUAAUUUGUUUUCUCUGGGUCUGCUGGCUAGAAAAUUGAAGAGUAAAUUGCACAGCAACGCUUUAUUUACUCAGAUCUUACCCCUUUGUGUAGAGAAAGGGAAAAAACUUUGGGUUCAGAAGCUUUGCAUUCAGAUGUCAUCAGCAAAAGGGAGCUGAAGUGCCCCCACCCUUUUCAUGAAGUAUUGAGGGGAACUCCAUGUAUUUCAACAACCAAGAAACUCUGUCUUCCCCUUUACAGCACCUUCUUUGAGAACAUUUUCAUCAUACAGACAUGGUCAGGCAAAAAUAAUCAAAGCAAAAUGCAUGAAAGAAAAGCCUUUUGUCACCAUUCUUUUCCUUGUCUCUGUUUCCUUACUCUUCCUGGCUCCUUGGGUUGGGGAGGCUGCUCAACCUCUGAGCCUUUGGGAGCCCACCUCUCUUUUAAAAUAUGUUUACAUGCUACAGUGCCAACCUCUGAAGGCUAAGAGGGUUGGAUACAGAACUUCGCUGGAUAUGAGGAGAACACCUCAUGUUCUUGCAUUUUUUUCUUAAAUUGCUGCAUUCUGGCUUUCAGUCAGUUGUGGGGAAUUCUCCCAGCAAUGAUGCAGAACCAUGAAGAGUGCAGAGUGUGCAUCUCUGCAAAUGAAGAAUGAAUGAAAUUCCUGUUACUCCAACAUCAUCGAGCCUUCAGGAUAACCAGAAAGCUUUGAGAUGUUUCCAGUAUUGUGAUGGGGGAGGGUGGAGAUUCAGGCAGCCUGAUUCUCCUUUCCUCCAAACCAUUAUGCUCCAUGUGCCUAUCCAGGACCAGGACUAAACCUGGAUGUUUACGGUAAUUUGUUUCUGUGUAAAUGUAUCCUGCUUUCAUCUUGGCGCUCACUGAACUUGAUAAUAAGUGGCUCAUCUUGUUUAGAUACCUUAUUUUAUUGUCUGUCUUUUUUAAAGGAAAAUGUAAGCAACAUGCAUUUGAUAAUGCCACAUAUCACAAAUGUUUGAGAGAUGUAUAUUUUUCUCAGUCUGAGAGAUGCCAGAGGGUCAUAUUACAUGGAAAUCAGUAAAGAAACAACAAGGGAAAGCUAAUUUUAUGUUUGUAGAACUGGGGAUGUGACUGAACAAUGUAUACGAUGGAAUAGAGAAUUACAACUGUAUUGUAGAUUUCUAUAACUAUCAUUGGAAAAUUCUACCAAACAAAGAUAACCAUAUUUUCUUUUAAAUUGUACAGUUCUUGGGGAGGGUUUAUAAAUAAAUAGAAUUGUUCGGGAUAUGAAACUCCAUUUACCUUCCUCUCCCUCCAUCCCCUGCAAAGGGAUCUUUCCUUUUAAAAUAUCUUUCCUAUUGUUCCCUAUGAUUAAAUGUACUGAUGGCUCUGCUUUUAGCCAGGUACAUCAGCAGAGAAAAAAUUUACUCAGUUACACUUGGCCCCAGAUGAGGAAAAAAAAUCUUCAGCUUCAGUUGUGUAGCAUUCCAAAUCCUAAAAGGUUACAGCUUUCAUUUUAUUGGACUAAAUAAUCAGAAUGGCUGUAUUGCUCUAUUCAUAUAAUAAAAGAGAUUUGUGUGACACCUUCAAAAGUAACAACAAAUGUUGCGAUCUCAGCUGCUAAACAGAGUCAGGUCAGGUUCAGUGACCUGAAUGGAAACAGCUCAAAGUGAUUCCUGAUAUAAAUACAUUAGUACCAGCCAACUGAAGAACAAAUACUAUUAUCAAAAGAUGGGGACCGCCUGUGCCAGGGCAGUUCUGCAUCUCUGAAAAUAUUGUGCUUAGAAAGCCUCAAUCAGGAAAGUUGGGGAUGAUUUUUUUUUUAAUUUUUUGUAGAAGAAAACAGGCAGAUAGCACAGCAUACUGCAUAUCCUUUUUACUACUUUAUAGGUGGGUUUAUUUCUGGGCUUGGAGCCUGACUGAGAAAAAAAAAAACAACCAAGAAAGAUCAUUUGGAAAUAAGGGCAGUUGAAGGAGGGUUACAGCCCCAUGCCUCAAUCAGCUCUCUCAGUUCUCCAACUCUACUGCCUUAUUGUUAUUUAUCAGCAACCUGUGUCUGAAGACCCCAAUCCCAGCCCCUUGCCACAGAAAGCUAAGGGGGAAAAAACUUUUAAGUCUAUGAGGGCUGCAUUUAUUAACUCUCAAUGAUUUCACAUUAACGUGGUCAUGUUCAGAAAUUUCACAUUUGUUACAUGCAUCACAUUUGUAAUGUGCAUGCCUUUCUAUUUAAUCGCUUGGUUUCUUCUUAAAAAUUUGGAAGCAAAAUGAAACCAUGCAAUUCAGAUACACACUGCAGCUUUAUAUUUUGAAUGUCUCUGAACUGAUAGGCAGUGAAUUCCUGACUGAAGAACACUGGAGGGAAUGUGUAGGUUUCUGCUCAUGUAUAAAAUACUGUUGUCCGAUGCCUGGAGAUUAUGCCAAGGUUGAGGAAUGCACCCGUCUGCAGAAGUUGUAAACCUGAAAUGUUCAGUGUCCUCACCACUGGCCCUAUCACCCAAGACUUCUUGGAGUUACACUUAGACCACAUAUAGAGAGUUUAGGUUCCCCAUUCCUGGUUUAUGUUCUUGAAUAAUGACACCCUUCUUAUAGAGGAUUACUUAUGAAACCAUUAGGAAUGUCUAAUCUUUUUUUAAUGAACUAAAAACUGGCAUUGGAUUUCCUUGACAUACUUUGUGGGGGGGAAUCUCUUGAAGUAAUUUUUAACCCUCUGCUGCCACUUCCUGAUCCUUUGCAUGAAUCAUAGCAGCAGUAGAAUCAUAGUUAGCAAAUAGUGCAUUUUGUACUACACACUAAAUAAUUUUCUCUGGUGCAAUAUUGCAGUGCUUAUGUUGUGGCAUGAAUGCUAACUAGCUUUAUUCCAAGGUAUAUUUGAACAGUUUUACAGAAGUAUUUUGAACGGGUAAUCAAGGGAUUGCCAAAGAGUCCUGAAGGAAACAUUCCAUAAAUGUCUGUCCUCUGCUUGUCCUUGCCUGUGAGCCUUAAAUCCCUCUCCUUACUCAUUUCUUAACUCCUAGAAGAACUGAAAGAUGGCAUCAUGGUGGAUGACAUCACAACUCUGGGAGUAUAGUGACAGGCUCUAUUUGCUAGCUCAAGAUGGAAGAGAAUUAACUAGGAAGGAAAGAAAACAAAAUGUCCUUGAACCUUGAGGACCAAUUAAAUCCUCCAUCUUCCCCUCCCCCCUUAAUUUAGUUCAGUAAUUGUUAGAGGAAUUUUUCUAAAGUGAGGGAAGGCCACUUAAAUAAUUUCUAACAGAAUUAUUCCACUGAUAAGGGGAAACCAACAUGUUUUGUGAGGGAAGAAAUAGCUGUAGGAGCUACUUUCGAGCAAAUCAGCAGCCUCUGAGCAGCCUCUCCCUUUUUAAAAAUAAAAUCCAAAGCUUUGCAGCUGCAUUUUAAAAAAUGAACGUUAAUCAGAUACUUUAUGUGCCUCCUAUAUCAUGCCUAGUCAGUGCCUAAGGGUCAUAUGUGCAUCAUCCCUGUUUUUCAAUUUCUCACCUCAGCUAAUGUGGAUAACUAACUAUGCUCCUUCCUGCCUUUUUCUCCUUGAAUGAAAUAUCUAGGUAUAUAUGAAAAUCACCACGGUGUUUAUGAAAAUAGGACUUUUGUAAAAACGGCAACCAGAUAUAAAUUGUGUCUUGCUUAAAUAUUAAUAUCAAGACAUUAUUGCUGUGGGUUACAUGGUUAAUAGUUACAUACAAUAACAUCGACACAUUUAAAAUGUCAUGGAAGUGAGAUGGGUGACUAUAUAAAUAGUGAAAUGGAAAACAGCAAAGCAGAGGGAAAGAACUAAAUUAGAGAAAUUAAACCAAGAGACAGGUUCUGGGGACAGCGUUCCUGUGCCCUAGUAAGGUGUCUUUCAACUGUAUUGCAUUUCAGUUCCCAUCACUCCCAACCAAUUUAUUCACCUCUUUUUAGGAACAAGUUUUUGGCAAUAAGACCUGUAGAAUUGGUGUUUGUUAAGAUAGGCUUGCUUAGAAAGGCUUCUAUAUUAGGUGUGAGAGGGCCUUGCCCUGUGUCACUCCAGGCUGUAGAGGAAGGCAUCAGCAGUGAAAUGCACUUACCUUCACUACCGGUUCGGUAAUGUGAAUGCAUGAGCGUAGCAAGCGAGCACCUCUUCUGUGCAUGCGCAGAGGGUCAAAAAUGGGAUGUAAUGACAUCUCAACGGGUGGGUGGGCUGAGCCUCCCGCCGCCAGCACUACCAGUUCAUGCGAGCCGGAUAGAUGUGGCUGGAUUUCACCGCUGGAAGGCAUUCAUGAAGAGCAAUAUUUUUGUAUGUUUCAGAGGAGUUGAAAAGCAAAGGCACCCCUUUGAAGUCCACUUAAUUCCCUGCCACCCAAAUCAGGCUAGCUUCCUUUAAAAAAAAAAAAAAGUCUUUAAAGGGGCAAAGGAGACAUUUCACCCUCUUUAGCACCUUCCCAAUGGGCUCUAAAAAUGUCAGCACCAUUCCACAGUGACCUUUACAGCCCUCAGGCAGGGCAGAAAGCAUAGUGUGGCCCUCUGGCCAUCAUUGUUCUUGGCCCUUGGAUUUCUCUAGUUCCCUGGGCAGUUAAAGCAGAAUGUAAUUUUCAUGUCAGAUCAAUAAAUUAGGAAAUGAGUUGGCUCGUUGUGAAAACAUAUUCAAAGUCUCAGCUUGGUUAUGUUGAAAUCACAAAUAGCAUUUUUUGAGUAUUUUUUUCCUACAUUCCUGCAAACAGCCUUGAAGUGCAGAGGAGUGUAAGAAACAAUGCUUUUUCUCCCUUAGGCCUAAAGCAGUGGCAUCCGGGAGAUGAUGGUGGCCAAAAAUAACUCAAGAUGGUGAUCAUGACCACGAUAUUGAAGUUCUGUCCCUUUGUACAUGUGUGCGAUAUACAAGUGGCUGGGCUUCAAUCACAUGGUCAUUAUUGCCAUCUUGACUUUUUUGACACAUACCAUCCCCAUGAUGGACUCGCCUGCCUAAAAUCUGCCUGUUUUGAACUACUAUGUUAUUCUGUUGCUGAUGAAUUGUUUCUUACUCUUAUUUGCAUUUCUCCAUUCUAAGAUCUAUUUACUUAUUCGUAUACGCAACAUAUAGCCUCCCUUUCUUUCCUUCAGGAGCUCACAGUAGUGGACAUAGCAGUUGCUCCCUAACCAAACUCUGUGAGAUAGGUUGGACUGAGAGAAAAUGACCAGACCAAGUCACCCCAUGAACUUCUAUGACAAAAGCCGGGCUGGAAUCCGAUCCUCUAGCACCUUAACCAUUACACCACGCUGGCUUUAGGUCAGUCUAGACAAUGGCAGGUACUUCUUGCAUAAGUCAGGAAUAAAAUGAGAAAUUGGGGCUCUACAAAGAACUACUGUGAUCCAUGCAUUUAUAUUAGGCAUUAAAUUAUUAUGCAAAAAUGAUUGAGAAGAUGGCUAGUGGCUUAAUUUAUUACUUUUGGUACUUUCAAAGAGAUUGAAGUCAAUCUCUUAAUCAUAUUUCACUUUAAAAUGUAGCCAUCUAGCAAAUAAAGAAGAUGGCACAUAGGUACAGAUAAUUUAGCUGCAUAUAGACUUAUAUUGUUUUUGAAAGUCACUAAAUUAGCUCUGGUGCCAGAGAUUUUGCUUACUUCAUUGUAGCCCCUUGUGGCAAGUCAUUAUCUCUCUGUAUUUAUGGGCUGCUCAUAAGAAGAGGAGGGAAAAAUGAAGGGAUUAACUCUGGAACAAACUUACACAAAUAUUUGCUACGUUUUACAUAUACAGAGGUUUUAUUCUGAUGCCUCACCUUGGGCAGCAAAAUAUCUUCAGCAGGUUCUCCUGAACUUUUUCUUCCCGUCACUGAGCUUCUCAAGAAUCAGGAUAAUUGGGAGACGAGAUAAUUGAAGCAGUGGUGGAAAACCUGCAUUUGCUCUGCUUGUUGCUACUUUUUCAUUUUAAAUCAUCCCCAUUUUGUUUUGUGGGUGAUGCUGUCAAGUGUAUUCAGGUCCCUUGACCUGGAUUUCACUACACAGUAAAGCUGUAUCUAGAUGGUACCAUUUUUGAUUGCCAGGGGUGGGGGAAGCCAAGGUUUCAAUGCUUCUCUAUGCAAAGAUAAUUCUCAGCAGUUGAUGGGACAAUUGAUCGUGGUAAGAUAUUCUAAGCCAAGUUUCCAUGAAAUGCUCACUUUCUGUGCACAAAUAAUUAUCUGAGUGAAGGAGUAUUAUAAUUGUGGAAACCAAGUUAUAAUCUGAAACUUUCCUAUUCAAGUUGAGAGGCUUAGUAGUGAAGCAAGCAGAAAAAGUAUUUUAAAUAAAUUCAUAAUUUAUUUUAAUUAAUUCAGUUUUUCCGCACAUGUUUAGUCCAGGCAUACCUGUAGUGUAUUUCUUUUGACAUUACAAUACUAUACAUACUUCAGUAUGGCACUUUUGUUUCCUUUUUCCUUAAAUGUCAUUGGCAUAGAUGUCUGAAUUUUGUUCCAAACUUUGUAUCCGCAAUUAUAAGUUUGGAUGUUAAUUUACUGUUAUUUCUAGGAACUGCAAAAUGUUGUCUGAGAGAUAAAAAUCAUUUCUGAAUAUAGUACCAUAUUUUUUUAAAUAUUUCUCCAGUUCAUUUGGUGCUGUGCAUGAAGUGGUGGACCCAUCCUCCAAGCUAGAAAUGAGCCUCAAAAAUAAUUUUCCAAUUAGAAGGAACUUUUUUUAAAAAAAGAAGGAAAGAAAAGAAAAGCUUUUCAUAGUGGUGAAUAAGCUUAAAAGCAGAAUACAGGACAAUAAAUACAGGAACUAUAUAUAUAUAGUUAUAUAUAUAUAUAUAUAUAUAUAUAAAGAAAUAGUGGCUAGUGUAAUUGAAGCAUGUUUAAAGAAACCAAAGGUUUGGGGUGUGGGGUUUUUUUUUUUUUUUAGAUUAAAUUUAUUAAGGUUGACUUGCAGGGAAGUUUAUAAAGAGAGACCAGUCUUAAGACUUUUCACAAUUCUGAAUUUCUGAAGAAGGGGGGGAUAGUUUUCUUCCCAUCUUUAAAAUAUGGGAUUAAUUGAGGACAAUGACUUUCCAGGAAAGGAAUGGGAGGAAAAGUAGAAGUGGGUUUACAAAAUAACCCUCUGACUUCCUUCAGUCCUGGGGCACUCGAGCAGAAAAAAACCAGAUUUGCCUUUGGUCUUCCAACUCCAAAACAUCUUUGCUUAAACCUUUUUUUUUUAAUUGGUUAUUCUGUGCAUGUUUUUGAUAAUGUGACUUAUGAGAAUAUAUAUUCUCUCUCUCAAUAUAUAUACAUAUAUCUUUUGUGCACGCAUACACAUGUGUCUGUGUGCCUGUGUGUAACUAUAUUUAUAGGUAUAAAAAUUAUAUGGCGUUUCAUGCCUGGUUAUGGUUAAUGCCAUUGAGGAAAAGAGAGCGUUGCCUACAAGGGCAUGUAAGAACCUCAUCAAGUUAAUGUUAUUAAACAGCACGUGGUUUUGCCAUU